AUGAACCCAAGUGGUGCAUCUGAACAAGAUAUUCUUGAUAGAGCAAAGGAGUUACUAAGGCAAGAUCCCAAAUACAAGAAGGGUUUUAAAUUUGAUCAUGUAUGGCAUAUUGUGAAAGACAUGCACAAAUUUUGCAAAACUAGGAGCUCCCUAAAUGUUAGAGGUCGGAAGAGAACUAUGGAAGGAUCACAACCACAAUCUUUGGGCACUGAGAAGUCUAUAGACUCAUGCUCAUUUGCUGUUGAUUUGAAUGAUGAUUUCGGAACGGAUGAUCAUUGCAAUGAAAUGAACAAUGUAGAUGAAUGUCCUACAAGAAGGAAGAAGGAACAGAUGAAGAAACAAAUCUCUGAUGAGCGCAAUCAAUUUAUUUCUGCCAUGGAACAUGCCAUGGAACAACAAACUGCACAAUUCAAAGGAAUGUUUGAACACAAUCCUGAGUUACUCCAAAAACAAUAUGAGCUUGAUUUGUUUAAAGCUCAAACCGCAGCAAAGAAAGUAGCAUUAGCAAAAGAAAAAUUAGCAUUGGCAAAACGAAAAGAAGAAAACAAAAUCUUAAUAACGAAUUUAAAUUUGAUAGAAGAUCCAAUUGUGCGUGAAUUUAUUAGACGCCAACAACUUCAAAUUGUUGGAGAGAGAAAUCAAGAGCAUGGAGGAUGA
This is a messenger RNA of Ipomoea triloba (trilobed morning glory), 657 nucleotides long. RefSeq lists its product as uncharacterized. The coding region runs from base 1 to 657 and encodes 218 amino acids. The transcript is spliced from 2 exons. The record is from RefSeq and is a predicted model, not a curated record. NCBI's taxonomy places the organism in Eukaryota, Viridiplantae, Streptophyta, Magnoliopsida, Solanales, Convolvulaceae.